Molecule: messenger RNA, 839 nt
Organism: Closterium sp. NIES-67
Lineage: Eukaryota; Viridiplantae; Streptophyta; Zygnematophyceae; Desmidiales; Closteriaceae
Source: the annotation of a GenBank genome assembly
GUCAGCGGAUGAAAAGCAGCAAGCAGAAAAAGGCGGGACUACUGCAGCCUCUUCCUGUCCCAGAACAGCCAUGGCAAGUGGUUAGCCUAGACUUCAUCACCGGGUUACCACCUACCAUCAGCAGUCAUGACGCAAUCCUUGUCGUCAUUGACAAGUUCUCCAAAAUGGGACACUUCAUCCCGACACACACGACGGCAAGCACCGAGGAGACAGCACAGCUCUUCGUUCGUCGCAUCAUCUCACAGCAUGGCAUCCCAACCACACUCAUUUCCGACCGAGACCCCAAGUUCACCAGCAAGUUCUGGAAGGAACUUAUGUCUCUUCUCGGGACCAGACUCGCCAUGUCAUCCGCAUACCAUCCGCAGACAGACGGACAGACCGAGCGCCUCAACCAAAUUGUUGAGCAACUCCUCCGCGCAGCCUGCAAGGACGACAUCUCCAAAUGGGACUUGCAUCUGCCCGUCCUGGAGUUUGCUUACAACAAUGCCACGCAUGCCGCUACUGGACAGACGCCGUUCUUCCUCUGCUACGGACGCCACCCACUCACACCACAGAAACCAACAACAUCCGCUACGGUACAACGUGCACAUGAUUUCAUCACAACCAUGCAUCAGCUUUGGGAUCGGACCCAUAAGCGCCUCCUUGACAUUCAGCAGCAACACAAGCGCCAGGCCGAUCGCCAUCGCAACGACCACACCAUCACGGUGGGAGACCAGGUGCUUCUUGACACCCGCAACCUGGACAUCAGCCACCUCCCAUCUAAACUUCGACCUCGCUUCUGCGGGCCUUUUCUCGUUGAAGCACAGUACCAGUGAAGCCCUGUGGUCGGCGCAGGUAGA